This is a messenger RNA of Carassius auratus (goldfish), 854 nucleotides long. RefSeq names its product coiled-coil domain-containing protein 9-like. Lineage: Eukaryota; Metazoa; Chordata; Actinopteri; Cypriniformes; Cyprinidae. Bases 69 to 854 code for a protein of 261 amino acids. The record is from RefSeq and is a predicted model, not a curated record. The transcript has 8 exons.
AUCAGCAGGUGGCGCCAAAUCCAACCCAGUGACGUCAGGGACUCAGGCCUCGGUGUGUUUUCACCUGAAUGGCAGGAAUCAUCAUGCAACACCAGGAGCAUCACUUCAUGUUCAUGGACUUCUGUGAAGACACACACUAUCUGCUGGAGGACGAUAGUCCCACAGAGAUGAUGAUGAAGAAGGAACAGAAGGACGCAGAGCUGGAUAAAAAGAUCGAGGCCUUACGGAAGAAAAACGAAGCACUUAUGAAACGCUACCAGGAAGUGGAGGAGGAUAAGAAGCGUGCGGAACAGGAAGGAAUGUCACUCCGCAGCAGGAAGGGAAAGACGGAUGAUCUGACCAUCAGCAUCAACAAAUCCUCCAACGAUCCGCGUGUGGUGACCGAGCGCUCGGGACCCGGAGGACUGAGAGACCGAGAGAAGGAGAAGAGUCCGGGAUCCAGCGUCUUCAGCGUCGGGAGAGGAAAGAGACGACAGCUGCUCGUCACAGCAUCAGGAAACAUCACGGAGAAGAGGGUGUUCGGUGAAAGAAAGGACAGGAACCGUCCCGUGAGUCCAGCGAGGAUGAAGUCCUGUGCUGAGGAAGAGCUGAAGUCCAACAACACACGAGGAAGACAGAGAGUCCCGCAGGACGACGCAGAUCGAUGGAGUCGAUGUGAGGACUCGUCUGUGGUCCCGGUCACACAGGCCGUCGCUGACCUGAACCUGGUCUCAUCCCAAGAAGAGCAGCUGGAGUAUCUGCGGUGGAAGAAGGAGCGCGAGGAGAUCGACCGCGAGCCGUGUGGCUCGACACAAGAACCCGCUGAAGGCCAGUGGAGGAGAGCCUGGGACGUGGAGAAGACCCAUCUGAUGUAA